UUGGCCGUAGUCCCGCGGCCGCCCGGCAGUCCGGUGUAUGUGCGGCAACAACAUGUCGGCGCCGCUCCCCGCCAUCGUCCCGGCCGCCAGGAAGGCGACGGCCGCCGUGAUUUUUCUUCACGGACUGGGAGAUACCGGGCAUGGAUGGUCAGAAGCACUUGCAGGUAUCAAAAGCCCCCAUGUAAAAUACAUUUGCCCACACGCGCCAUUUAUGCCGGUUACUUUAAACAUGAACAUGGCUAUGCCAUCAUGGUUUGAUAUCGUUGGACUUUCUCCAGAUUCGCAGGAAGAUGAAGUUGGGAUCAAAAAGGCAGCAGAGAAUGUUAAAGCACUCAUAGAUCAAGAAGUAAAAAAUGGAAUUCCUUCCAAUCGAAUUAUUCUGGGAGGCUUUUCUCAGGGUGGAGCUUUAUCAUUGUAUACAGCUCUUACAACGCAUCAAAAGUUAGCAGGUGUUGUAGCCCUCAGCUGUUGGCUUCCUCUGCGUUCCUCUUUUGUUCAGGGUGCUGUUGGUGUCAAUAAGGAGAUUCCUGUUCUUCAGUGCCAUGGGGACUGUGACCCACUUGUUCCUUUAAUGUUUGGUUCUCUUACUGUUGAGAAGCUAAAGAGUAUGAUAAAUCCAGCCAAUAUAACCUUCAGAACUUACUCUGGCAUGAUGCAUAGUUCAUGUAUUGAGGAGAUGAUGGAUAUAAAACAGUUCAUAGACAAACAUCUACCUCCCAUAGACUGAAAUGACACGUGAGAAGCCUUCUACAUAAACACCAGCAUCAACUGUGGUAGAGUUAGUCUUUUCACAUGCCUGAUAAGAAAGCAUUACUUCUGUACCUGCAGUGUUACUACUGUGUUGCAAAUUUAUACUUAAGACAAGGAGUAAAUUGUACACAUAUGUGAGAAAUGAUAAUCUUUGUAGUAUUGAUCAUCCUCUGAUGGGAUUGAAAAAUGAUGCACCUAGGUAACAGUGAUAGAAUGUAACCUGAAUGUAACUAUUUUAAGACUUGUGAUUGCAGAAUUUUAAACUAUUUGUACAAUCAAAGACUAAACUUAUGUGAGCAACAUAAAUGUGACCAGUUUGGUAUACUUGAGACAUGAUUUGUUCUUAGUACUCGUUGAAAACAAAUUAAAACAUUUUGUGUAUGUAAUGGAUGUAUAAAGUGCACAACAUGUAACAAAGUGAGCAUAUGAUUGUAGAAUAAAUGUUACUGAGGACAAAGCUUUAAAUGUUAAACAUUGUUGCUCCAAAUAGGGUUUUUCUUCUAGAGUGACUAUUAUAGUCAGCAGAAAUAUUUCCUGCACUUAAAACACCUCAGUUUUAAAUGUUUUCAUACAGGUAGAUACUGUGGAAAUUAUGAAGGCACUCAUUCCUCAUUAGACCGUCAUUUGUUGCUAUGCUGCUGUCAUUUAGUUUGGAUUACUAUAAAUUUAUGCCAAAUGCUGACUCGAACAGAAUUCUGAAGAAGUGCAUAGGAAUAAUUUGAGUUUUGUUUAAAAUUCCUAUUUUCAUAUUGAAUAGUCACCUUACACUUGAAAAUUGUAGCUUUCAUUUAUAUAGAAAUGUUGAUGAUGUAUUUUACAUGAGCUAUUCCAGCAUAUAGUUUUGACUUUACUGCCUGCUUUGGAGUAACUGAAUGAAAACAGUGCAGCUGUGUAGUUUUUAGUUUUGUAUAUUGUUGAAUCUCAUCCAUAACACAUUCUUACCAUCUACUACUUUCUUUUCUUCAUACUGACACUUGAGAUUUGUCUGGAAAAGAACACAACUUUAUUUUCAACUGUAUGAUUUUGCAUUUCCCUAGAUUAUUGUAGCCUAAAAAUAUGCUGAACUACUACUGGGGGAAAAAAAUCUUCAAGAUAAAAAAUGUCACUUCUUUCAGAAGCUUACAAUUCUAAAGUGCUCUGGAUUACAGAAAUCAGUGUGACAGCUUUUUUUUUUUUUUCUUUUCUUUUGUAAUAUACUUUCUGAAGUAGAUGUUCUUUAGAGUUUAUAGACCAUCACUAUGUGCCUAAUGUUUAAAAAAGACACCAUGGUUUUUACUACAUAAUAUGGUGCAUAACAAUGUUCUAUACUAAAAUAUGUUUGCAAGCAAAGAAUGUUCCUGUCUUGAGUGCAUCUGUGAUGAUCCGUGAUGAUCUGUUUUGUCAGCAUUGUGAUUCAUACCUACAUAAAAGGUACUUACUCCUCAGCCAAAUUAAUCAGCGGUCUUCUUACAGAACAUUUGGAUUUAUAUCAGAGGCAUCUGCCAGUACAAAUAUAUAUACAUUGGGAACUGCAGUCUCUAACAUAGCUGCUGCCAGAAACCUGACACAUUCACUUUGAGUUCUCAGAUUUUAGUACUUUUCUUCAUAUAUAUCGAACUUCAUUUUUAGGAAGCCAAUUUACUUUCCUAAUCCAGCUUCUCUGAUAUACUGAAUAUCUCUUAAUAUGUAAAACUUAAGAAAUGAUUUAUUUUCACUGUAUUGGAAAAAUUCUAGAAAUUCUGUCUGUGGCUGAGGAAAGUAUCAAGUUUGAAGUUUAAUUAGUCUUUUUACUUGGUCACCGUGUUCUGUAUAUUUGCCAAUUUGCCCUUCAGCUAAUUUUUUUCACAGAAGGAAACAUAGUGUUAUUGCAGUGGUGCCAAUGUUCUGUUGAGAAAAUAGUGUUUUCUAGCUUGGAGUCAUUCCCAAAUUGCAUUAGCUAAUAUUCCAGUCCUGCUGAAUUGCAAACUUGGUAACAUAGCUAUAUGUUGCCCCUACAUUUUAGAAGGCCACUCAUUCCUCUAUGUCUAAACUAUGUCCUAAAUAUUGGCAUGUUUCCAAAGUUCUGUAUGAGCUUCUGAUUUUUUUUCUUGUACUGUUUUCUUGUGCUGUUUGUAAGUUGUUCAGUAACAUCAUUCUGCUCUUGUUUAUCUUCUAGCUGUCUACUUGUUUGACAUUUUUUUCUUCUGUUGGAAUAAUUUUAAAAAAUACUUUUAAGAUGCUAAAGUGAGAUCACUCCUAGCUUUAUUCUGCCUUAACACUUUUCUCUGAGGCAAUGUGUUCGUAGUUUGGAGUCAGUUUCUAGUACUUCUGCAUUUUCAGCUGUCAGCUUCAAUUGUUUUCUUCAUGAUGCUUUCAAAUGUUCUUCUAUAAAUGCUUUAUAUUGUGAUUGCAUUCAAAUACCUGGCUAUCAUAACAAGAUUUCUUGUUAUACCGUUGUUUUGCUGCUUACUUAAACCGCAAAGAGCUGUGUUACCAAAAUGUAUGUAAGUAAAUGUCAUGACUUAUUUGAAUUUCUGUCUUCUAAGAAGAGUCCUUCCUCAUGUUUGUGUUGCAGGGGAAGAUGUGUAUGUUGUCGUUAGAAGUUCCUAAAUAAUUCAGAAACUAGAGAAAACUUUGUGGAUGUAUUUGAAGCCUCUCCUGUCUCUUCCCAUAAUACAGUGUCCAGAGUUACUGACUUGACUUUAUUAAUUUCCCACCUACUUGGAAAGCUGUGUGUGAUCCUGUAGCUGAACUUAAUCACUGCCUGAUGUGAUUUGAUGCUAGGACAGUUGUCAUAACUGGUGUGUAUAAUGAUAGCUUGGCCCAGUGUAUUUAUUUCUACAAUUUCUAUUAAAACGGAGAUGUUGGGCUGUCAGUGUUCUAAAUAUAAAGAUCCCAUUCUCAGAAGCUACAAUUUAAAACUGGCCAAGAAUUAAUUUUAUUUGUGCAGUAUUAAACUUCCCCCAAAGGGUAUGAUGUCUGUCUAACCUGUUAAAGCAUUUGAUAUGAAAGUGUCAAUGUUUUUUUCUGGGGUUUUCUAACUCCCUACCGCAUUUCAGAUUCAACUGGUACUUACAUUCAGCUGCAGUUUUGUGAAGUCAGAAGUCUGACUUCUUGUUAGAAUAUGUUGCUCAUGUUUUAAAUAAGUGCAUCAAGUUAUGUGUUAUAAGCCAAGUCUUUCAGCCAGUCUUGAAGUACAACUGUGGUGAGGGCUGUGUGCUUUGGUUUCUUAUUCCUGCCUUGUAUGAUUACAACACAGUAGAUUGAUUAAAAAUGGUACUGUAUGCUGUAGCUGUUACUAGAAUUGUUAAUUAAAACAUGUUCUCUCUGA
Molecule: messenger RNA, 4039 nt
Organism: Lagopus leucura (white-tailed ptarmigan)
Lineage: Eukaryota; Metazoa; Chordata; Aves; Galliformes; Phasianidae
Gene: LYPLA1
Product: lysophospholipase 1
Exons: 9
Coding region: 38-727 (229 amino acids)
Biological process (GO): protein depalmitoylation
Cellular component (GO): cytoplasm
Molecular function (GO): carboxylic ester hydrolase activity; palmitoyl-(protein) hydrolase activity
Source: RefSeq, a predicted model, not a curated record